ACCACUCCCAGAAUUUCAAUCCCAAAACAAAAACAAAAGAAAGAAGCAAAAUCCCUCAAGAAAACCCGACCCGUAAACCCAUCACCCCCGGCGAAAUCCACCAAGAGUAAUCGGGUUAGGGUUUUGAAAAUGUCGACCCGUAACCGGCGUCCAUCGCCGUCGCUGUCUUCGUCCUCCGGUAAUCGUGCGCCAAUUCCGCAGAAUCCGAACAAGAAGGCCACGGCGGCGAAGCCUCAAGUGGCGAAGAAACGAACCGCUCUGUGUGACGUCACCAACCAAAGAAAUGGGUCUCAAAUCGGUUCACGGAGUUCUGCUUCUUCUUCGAAGCCUAUGGUGCCAUGUACAACAAAAGUUGUGAAGACAAAGAAGGAAACAUCUAGUUUCAUUAGUAAUCAUGGGAUCUCAGGGAAUGUUUUGCCUGAAUCACUCAGUUCAAAGUCAAGCAUCUUGGUUCCGUAUGGUGACACAUCAGUUUCAGGAACUCUCAAGCCUACUGAAAAAAUUGCCACUAACCAUUUUCCCAGUAGCAUAUUACACACUCUCAGAAGGAAGGAUGUCUCUCCAAGCAGAUCAGUUAGUGGUUCAGUUUCGUUGGAUGAGAGCAUGUCUACUUCCAAUUCUUUGAAGAGUCCAGAAUUUGACUAUAUUGACAGUGAGGACAUUUCUGAAGUCAAAUCUAUUGAGAAGAAAACAAUAAACAGCCUCUACACUACCGACAUCCCACAAAUAGAAGGAACUAUUCAAAAGAGAGAUAUAUUUACAGAUGCGGUGACAGGAGAAGAAAUCAUUGAUAUCGAUGACAAUCUUUCAGACCCACAGUUCUGUGCAACCAUUGCUUCUGAUAUAUACAAGUACUUGCUUGAAUCUGAGGUAAAUAGAAGGCCAUCAAUGGACUAUAUGGAAACAGUGCAGAACGACAUUGAUGCUAGAAUGCGGGCUGUUCUAAUUGAUUGGCUAGUGGAGGUUGCCGAAGAAUUCAGGCUGAUACCAGACACACUAUUCCUUGCUGUCAACUAUGUAGAUCGUUAUCUUUCGGGCAAUGCGAUGAAAAAGCAAAGAUUGCAACUGCUGGGUGUCGCCUGCAUGAUGAUUGCAGCUAAAUACGAGGAGAUUCAUGUUCCAGAGGUGGAUGAGUUCUGUUACAUUACGGACAAUACAUACUUCAAAGACGAGGUUUUGCAAAUGGAAUCUGAUGUGUUGAAUCAUUUGAAGUUUGAAAUGGCAGCUCCAACAGCUAUGUGCUUUCUGAGGCGGUUUUGUUCAGUUGCUGAAAGAACCAGCUGUGAGGUACCACCAGUGAUGUUCCAGUGCUUGGCCCACUACAUUGCAGAGUUGUCUCUUCUAGAAUACUGCAUGCUUGGCUUUGCCCCAUCGCUGAUUGCUGCUUCUGCUACUUUCUUGGCCAAAUAUAUACUCUCUCCUUUACAGAAGCCUUGGAAUUCUACAUUAAGACAUUACACAACCUACCGAGCCUCUGAUUUGUGUGAUUGUGUUAAAGUGCUGCAUCACCUAUGUUGUAAUGGCAGUGGUUCUAACUUAGCUGCAGUUCGCGAGAAGUAUUGUCAACACAAGUACAAGUUUGUGGCCAAGAAGUACUGCCCUCCGUCAAUACCUCCAGAGUUCUUCCACCACCCGAGCAACUAGAAGUACAAGUUCACAGUUCGAUGUAUGUUGCUUUUUGUGGAGUUGCUGAGGCUCAUUCCGGUCACUCCCUACGCAUAUUUGAUUGCAAGUUGCUGCUGUGAGAUAAUCAGUUAGCUCUGAUUUGUAUAGUUCUUCAGAACUCACCAGAAGUUGGCCUUGUACAAAGAUUGUCUGCGCUGCAAUUGUUGUUGUAUAGAUACUUUGGUCCACACUAUAAGAGAUACAUAGUCAGAAACCUUACCUAUACAUGCUUUUAAACCUU
Argentina anserina (silverweed cinquefoil) is the source of this 1906-nucleotide messenger RNA. RefSeq names its product cyclin-A1-4-like. The record is from RefSeq and is a predicted model, not a curated record. Gene Ontology annotation, biological process: mitotic cell cycle phase transition; regulation of cyclin-dependent protein serine/threonine kinase activity. The coding region runs from base 130 to 1644 and encodes 504 amino acids. Gene Ontology annotation, molecular function: cyclin-dependent protein serine/threonine kinase regulator activity. Gene Ontology annotation, cellular component: cyclin-dependent protein kinase holoenzyme complex; nucleus; cytoplasm. Lineage: Eukaryota; Viridiplantae; Streptophyta; Magnoliopsida; Rosales; Rosaceae. The transcript has 12 exons.